GGCUUAAAGCCUCCCCUCUAUCGCCAUAUUGGGCACCGAAAAGCCUCCUGUUAUUUCUUCCUUUUACUACGACGCUGAAGUUGACAGGAGUGGCUGUCGUGAGUGCAUUUUGUUUUGAUGCUCUCUCUCUCUCUCUCGCUCACACACACGCACACACACACACGCGCACACACACACACUCACUCUCUGCUCGGGGGCUUUAAAGUGUGUCUCCUGCGUGGCACGCGCGCGUUCGGUGCCACUGGGGUUUUGACGCCUGUUGUUUUGGUUCUGGACGAAACUGGACUUUCUGAUUAAUAUUUAUAUAUAAAACAACAUUUUGGUGGCGUGUGUGUAUGCGUGUAAUAUUUAAAAAUCCAUAACAAGCUGUAAGAACGAUGUCUAACGUGCGCGUGUCGAACGGGAGCCCGACCCUGGAGCGGAUGGACGCUACGCGGCUGUCGGAUCAGACGCCCAAACCGUCAGCGUGCAGGUCUCUGUUCGGUCCGGUGGAUCACGAGGAGUUAAAGAGGGAGUUAACGGGCCACCUGAAGGCGAUGGAAGAGGCGGCGGCCGAGACGUGGGGCUUUAACUUCUCCACACACACACCGCGGCCCAACGCCAGGUUCAUCUGGAAGCUGGUGGACAGCGAGGACUUACCGAGUUUCUACAGCGCGUCUGAACAGAGCAAAGGUGUGUGUGUGUGCGGGAAUAACGGCGUGGAUCUAAACGGGAACUGUGGACUAACAACCAGCAGCGAGGAGAAAGAGGACAGGUCUGAAAAACAAGCCGACAGGACGGACAGGAGAAAAAGACCUGCGUGUGUCGACUCGUCGUGUCCGAGUAAACGCUCGCGCACCUGUUUAGAUGAAACUCCUCACACGCCGAAGAAAUGCAGUCCGCCGAGACACACGUGAACACGUCAACACAGCGGAGAGCUGAAGAUGUUCUCUCCCUCCUGACGGCUUCAGUGCUUGGCAAACAAAACAUUCACGGCGUGAAGAACGAUAGGAAAGGAAAAGCUUGUCAGCUCAAAUAGCGGGGAGAUUGGACAAGCACUGAAACAAACAUUGUGGCACUAAAAAAAAAAAAAAAAAUCAACUGCCUCAAAAGCAGUCUAUGUAGCAGUGUGCAAUUAGGUUUAAUCUCCUUUUUUGCUCAUUCUUAUUUUCUUACUACCUGUGUACAUAUUUUCUUUUUGUAUGUAGCACAUAAUACAUAUUACUUUUUUUUUUUUUUUUUUUUUUUUUAUUUUAAGUCUUGGACUAGGGUGAAUUCCAAUUGACUGGAAGAGCUGCAAUUUAGGGUUUUCUCAAAAAAAAAAAAAAACUAAUUCCCAAAAUGCUGUUUUUUUUUUUUUUUUUUUUUAAGGCGGUGUACCCGAGAUUUUUUUAUUUUUUAUUUUUUUCUUUCCACUGGAUGUCUCUUUGUGUUCCUUUGUGUCACUGAAAACCAUCGGAGUGUCCACACACGCUCGGAACAGCUGUGCACACCUACAGUACAGCGCUCGGGUGAUACACGGUACAUAGAUCGGUGUGGUUUCCAGGUCUCUUCAAAAGAAAACCUCAUCCAAUCAAUAUACUCUGUAGAUAACGCAGAGCUUUAUCUAAAAUCGCACGCUAAAAUCGAAAUGAUUCUCUUCUAUAAUUUAUGUCUCUGAUUCUGAUUAGGACAGCUGAGCGAUCGAGUUCAGUCAAACCAUGUAGCAUCAACCAGUAUUAACACCACGUGAGGCACUUACUGAAAGACUAAAGUAUCCCUCAUUUAUUCAUAAAUUAUUCUUUAAUAUGUAUCUUGGUGGGGUUUUUUGUGUGUGUGUGUGUGUGUGUGUGAAAUCUUCUACUGAUGGCCUUUCCUGUUUCGUUUCACGCUGUUCGACACCAGCACUCCCACACAUCUAAAGUAAUAUCAGAAAUCUCUCAGCUGUAUGCACCUACACUCCCAUUUGAUUCCGUGGUAAAUGAUGACAAUUUUUAUUUAUAGAAAUAAAGUAUAAAUUAAUAUUUCUGCAGAA
Molecule: messenger RNA, 1993 nt
Organism: Tachysurus vachellii
Lineage: Eukaryota; Metazoa; Chordata; Actinopteri; Siluriformes; Bagridae
Gene: cdkn1bb
Product: cyclin dependent kinase inhibitor 1Bb
Exons: 3
Coding region: 378-896 (172 amino acids)
Biological process (GO): negative regulation of cell population proliferation; regulation of cell cycle; G1/S transition of mitotic cell cycle
Cellular component (GO): nucleus; cytoplasm
Molecular function (GO): cyclin-dependent protein serine/threonine kinase inhibitor activity; protein-folding chaperone binding
Source: RefSeq, a predicted model, not a curated record